AUGGUUAUUAUCAUAGUCACUGUAAUAGUUGUAGUAAUUAGUAUUUUACUUCAAUAUUUCUUUUCGUUAUUUGAAAUUUUAUUUAAAAAACCAUUACCACCCAAAGGCGCUGUCGAAGUCGAUUCAAAGGAACAUGUUUAUGCACAUCCUGAUUUCGUGGACCAUCUGCAAGAUCCCAAAACAUUCGAAGUACAAACAAUCUAUGAGGGUUAUUUACAUGGCGUCAAGAUAAGUGGUGAUCGUCCACAAUUUUCAUAUCGGCAAUCAUCUAGCGAACCAUUCAAAUCCUAUUCGUACAACCAAGUAAACAAAAUGAUUCAAGAAAUCGGUAGUGGCAUAAUUAAUACUGGUCUUAAACCAGAAAACGACACCUUUUUCGGUAUUUAUGGAUCAUGUACGAUGAACUAUGCACUAUGUCUCUAUUCCGCUUGGCCGUACUCCAUGGUUCCCAUCGGUAUCUACGAUUCACUUGGUCGUGAUGGUGUUCGAUUUAUUAUCAAACAAAGCGAGGUCAAGUUGAUCUUUGUUGAUGAUCUUCAACGUAUGAAGAAUUUAAUCGAAUGGAAAGAUGAUACAUUAGCAUUAAAAACAAUCGUGUGUUUCGUUGAGCCAACAGAGACAUUGAUUAGUCAAGCAAAAGAGAAAAAUCUCGAUAUAAUUUCAUUCGAAAAACUCAAAGAAAACGGAAGAAACCAUCUCGUUCCGGUUGUACCACCAAAACCUAGUGAUACAGCGAUGAUUAUGUAUACAAGUGGCAGCACCGGAGAACCUAAAGGUUGUAUUAUCACUCAUGAAAACUUCGUUUAUGCUAUGUAUGGAAUUGCAUCGGCUCUCGACAUAUUGCAAGUAACUGAGACGCCACGUGUUAUGAAUUACCUACCAUUAGCGCAUCUAUUUGGAUGUGGAACAGUCAUUUCUAUUAGUUACUUAGGAGGCGAAAUUGGUUUUUGGCAAGGUAAAGUAGAAAGAUUGCCAGACGAUUUUCGAGACUUCAAACCAACGAUUGUUACAAUGGUGCCACGUCUGUUGAAUAAGCUCUACGAUAAAGUUCGGCUGGAAUUACGCAAGAAAGGUCUUCUAGGUCGAUUUCUGUUCCACUUAGCUAUUCGAAGUAAAUUAGCAUUAAUUCGACGAGGAAACUUUUCUCAGGACACUCUGUGGGAUAAAUUAAUUUUUGAAAAAGUUCGUCAAGGCUUUGGCGGCCGAGUUAAUCGUGUUAUUUCCUCAAGUGCGCCUCUCUCACCUGAAGUGUGUCGAUUCUCUCGCGCGGCUUUCUCCUGUUUUUUCGUUGAAAGUUAUGGUCAAACAGAAUGUGUCAUCGGAUGCUCACAGACUGUUCAUGAUAUUGAAUCAGGCGAAACUGGUAUUCCCACAUCACUGAACCAUGUCAAACUGGUUGAUGUCCCUGAAAAGAAUUACUAUGCCAAAGAUGGUGUUGGCGAGAUCUGUCUCCGAAGCAAAGCCGUCUUUAAAGGUUACUUGAAGGAAGAGGCUAAAACGCGUGAAGCCAUUGACGAACAAGGUUGGUUACACACAGGCGAUAUCGGACGAUGGACACCACACAAAACCAUGAAGAUCGUUGAUCGAAAGAAAAACAUGUACAAACUCAGCCAAGGCGAAUAUGUUGCGCCCGAGAAAAUCGAAGAUGUCUAUGCUCGAAGUCGUUUCAUCUCACAGAUCUUUGUGUACGGUGAUUCGUUCGAGAGCUUUCUCGUUGCCAUCGUUGUUCUCGAUGAUGACUAUGUGAAAAAGUGGGCAGCAACCGAAGGUCAUCAUGUGCAGGCGUCCGAGCCGGACGAGAAACUGAAGCAGAUCGUUCUGGAUGACAUGACUCGAGAAGGCAAGAAGCGAGGACUUAUGUCAUACGAACAAGUGAAGAACAUCGAGUUUAUCAAAGAAGCGUUCACGAUCGAGAACGGUCUUUUGACACCGACGUUCAAAGCACGCCGUAUCAUAGACGAUACUUUUCGUACUUCCAACACAUGGACGAAAUUAUUUAUUCAAAUAAGAUCACAUCUCUCCUCUACCAACUUUAUUAAUAUGUUUACUGUCUUAAUCGCCGUAUUUGUGGUAUUCACCACUGUUUUACUGGAGUAUCUUUUCUCCUUCUUGCGAAUUCUUUUGAAAAAGCCAUUAUCACCAACUGGUGCAGUCGAAAUCGACCUCACUGAACAUAUAUAUGCACAUCCGGAUUGUACGCAACAUCUGCAAGAGACAAAAGCAUUUGGUGUAGACACAUUAUAUGGUGUGCUACAACAUGGAAUACAACUAGCUGCGAAGAAACCCUUGUUCUCGUAUCGAGAAGCAUCUAAUCAAUCAUUUAAAUCCUAUACACAUACAGAAGUAUUUGAAAUUCUCAAAGAAAUCGGUAGUGGUGUAGUUCACUUUGGUCUUAAACCAGAAAAUGAUACCUUUUUCGGUAUUUAUGGAUCAUGUACGAUGAACUAUGCAUUGUGUCUUUAUUCGGCAUGGCCGUAUUCGAUGGUGCCGGUUGGCAUUUAUGAUUCACUUGGUCGAGAUGGUGUGCGGUUCAUUAUCAAACAAACGGAAGUGAAAUUGAUUUUUGCCGAUGAUCUGCAACGUGUGACGAACUUGAUUGAAUGGAAAGAUGAAACAUCGACAUUGAAAACAAUCGUGUGUUUCCUUGAACCAACAAAAGAAUUAAUGGAACGAGCAACAGAGAAAAAUUUGAAUUUGAUAACACUCGCACAUCUUAGAGAACUGGGUCGACAGAAUCCGACACCAGUGGUCGAACCUAAGCCAAGCGAUACAGCUAUUAUUAUGUAUACAAGCGGAAGUACAGGAGAGCCCAAAGGGUGUAUUAUAACACACGAAGCUUUUGUCAAUGCGUUGCAUGGACUUGUAAAUUCUAUUGGUCUUCUCGACUUCCUUAGGAGAAAAGAAACUCCACGUGUUCUUAAUUAUCUGCCAUUAGCACACGUGUUCGGCUGCGCAACAAUUUUAGCUCUCACAUAUUUAGGAGGAGAGAUCGGAUUUUGGCAAGGUAAAGUCGACAAAUUGAUUGAUGAUUUUCACGAUUUCAAACCGUCCAUAAUUACGAUGGUGCCACGUCUAUUGAAUAAACUUUACGAUAGAGUUCGAUCUGAAUCGCGGAAAAAAGGGCUUAUUGGACGCAUUCUUUUUCGAUUAGCGGUUCGCAGUAAACUCGAGUUUAUUCGUCGAGGAGAUUUUUCGCAAAAUACUAUCUGGGAUAAAUUAAUUUUUCACAAAGUUCGUCAAUCUUUCGGUGGUAAAAUGUCAUGUGUCGUUUCCACUAGCGCCCCGCUGUCCGCUGAAGUUUGUGCAUUUUCUCGUGCUGCAUUUUCGUGUAUGUUUAUUGAAUGUUAUGGCCAAACAGAAUGUAUCAUCGGUUGUUCGCAAACGCCGAAUCACGUCAAACCUGGCGAAACAGGUAUUCCUACAAUAAUGAACUACAUCAAACUAGUUGAUGUGCCCGAGAAAGAGUACUAUGCCAAGGAUGGCGUUGGCGAAAUUUGUAUUAGCAGCCCAGCUCUAUUCAAAGGUUACCUGAAAGAUGAGGCUAAAACUCGUGAAGCCAUUGACGAACAAGGUUGGUUACACACAGGCGAUAUCGGACGAUGGACACCACACAAAACCAUGCAGAUCAUCGAUCGAAAGAAAAACAUGUACAAACUCAGCCAAGGCGAAUACAUUGCACCUGAGAAAAUCGAAGAUGUCUAUGCUCGAAGUCGCUUCAUCUCACUGGUUUUUGUGUACGGUGAUUCGUUCGAGAGCUUUCUCGUUGCCAUCGUUGUUCUCGAUGAUGACUAUGUGAAAAAGUGGGCAGCAACCGAAGGUCAUCAUGUGCAGGCGUCCGAGCCGGACGAGAAACUGAAGCAGAUCGUUCUGGAUGACAUGACUCGAGAAGGCAAGAAGCGAGGACUUAUGUCAUACGAACAAGUGAAGAACAUCGAGUUUAUCAAAGAAGCGUUCACGAUCGAGAACGGUCUUUUGACACCGACGUUCAAAUCACGCCGGUAUGCAGUGGAAAAGAAGUACAAAAACGUUUUUGUGAACAUGUACAAGAGUGCGAACAAUGCUUAA
Messenger RNA from Adineta ricciae, 4065 nucleotides. The record is from the annotation of a GenBank genome assembly. Lineage: Eukaryota; Metazoa; Rotifera; Eurotatoria; Adinetida; Adinetidae.